This is a messenger RNA of Cyprinodon tularosa, 3708 nucleotides long. Its product is annotated as adhesive plaque matrix protein-like. The transcript has a single exon. The coding region runs from base 1 to 3708 and encodes 1235 amino acids. Lineage: Eukaryota; Metazoa; Chordata; Actinopteri; Cyprinodontiformes; Cyprinodontidae. The record is from RefSeq and is a predicted model, not a curated record.
AUGUUCCCUGCUGUUCCUGAUGUGGAAAACCCACCAACGUUCCCUGCUGUUCCUGAUGUGGAAGACCCACCAACGUUCCCUGCUGUUCCUGAUGUGGAAGACCCACCAACGUUCCCUGCUGUUCCUGAUGUGGAAGACCCACCAACGUUCCCUGCUGUUCCUGAUGAGGAAAACCGACCAAUGUUCCCUGCUGUUCCUGAUGGGGAAAACCCACCAAUGUUCCCUGCUGUUCCUGAUGUGGAAGACCCACCAACGUUCCCUGCUGUUCCUGAUGUGGAAGACCCACCAACGUUCCCUGCUGUUCCUGAUGUGGAAGACCCACCAACGUUCCCUGCUGUUCCUGAUGAGGAAAACCCACCAAUGUUCCCUGCUGUUCCUGAUGUGGAAGACCCACCAACGUUCCCUGCUGUUCCUGAUGAGGAAAACCGACCAAUGUUCCCUGCUGUUCCUGAUGGGGAAAACCCACCAAUGUUCCCUGCUGUUCCUGAUGUGGAAGACCCACCAAUAUUCCCUGCUGUUCCUGAUGUGGAAAACCCACCGACGUUCCCUGCUGUUCCUGAUGAGGAAAACCCACCGACGUUCCCUGCUGUUCCUGAUGAGGAAAACCCACCGACGUUCCCUGCUGUUCCUGAUGUGGAAAACCCACCAACGUUCCCUGCUGUUCCUGAUGUGGAAAACCCACCAACGUUCCCUCCUGUUCCUGAUGUGGAAAACCCACCAACGUUCCCUGCUGUUCCUGUUGUGCAAAUCCCACCAAUGUUCCCUGCUGUUCCUGAUGUGGAAAACCCACCAAUAUUCCCUGCUGUUCCUGAUGUGGAAAACCCACCAACGUUCCCUGCUGUUCCUGAUGUGGAAAACCCACCGACGUUCCCUGCUGUUCCUGAUGUGGAAAACCCACCGACGUUCCCUGCUGUUCCUGAUGUGGAAAACCCACCAACGUUCCCUGCUGUUCCUGAUGUGGAAAACCCACCGACAUUCCCUGCUGUUCCUGAUGAGGAAAACCCACCGAAGUUCCCUGCUGUUCCUGAUGUGGAAAACCCACCGACAUUCCCUGCUGUUCCUGAUGUGGAAAACCCACCAACGUUCCCUGCUGUUCCUGAUGUGGAAAACCCACCAAUGUUCCCUGCUGUUCCUGAUGUGGAAAACCCACCAAUGUUCCCUGCUGUUCCUGAUGUGGAAAACCCACCAACGUUCCCUGCUGUUCCUGAUGUGGAAAACCCACCAAUGUUCCCUGCUGUUCCUGAUGUGGAAAACCCACCAACGUUCCCUGCUGUUCCUGAUGAGGAAAACCCACCAAUGUUCCCUGCUGUUCCUGAUGUGGAAAAUCCACCAACAUUCCCUGCUGUUCCUGAUGUGGAAAACCCACCAACGUUCCCUGCUGUUCCUGAUGAGGAAAACCCACCGACGUUCUCUGCUGUUCCUGAUGUGGAAAACCCACCAACGUUCCCUGCUGUUCCUGAUGUGGAAAAUCCACCAACAUUCCCUGCUGUUCCUGAUGUGGAAAACCCACCAACGUUCCUUGCUGUUCCUGAUGUGGAAAACCCACAAAUAUUCCCUGCUGUUCCUGAUGUGGAAAACCCACCGACGUUCCCUGCUGUUCCUGAUGAGGAAAACCCACCGACGUUCCCUGCUGUUCCUGAUGAGGAAAACCCACCGACGUUCCCUGCUGUUCCUGAUGUGGAAAACCCACCGACGUUCCCUGCUGUUCCUGAUGUGGAAAACCCACCAACGUUCCCUCCUGUUCCUGAUGUGGAAAACCCACCAACGUUCCCUGCUGUUCCUGAUGUGGAAAACCCACCAACGUUCCCUGCUGUUCCUGAUGUGGAAAACCCACCAACGUUCCCUGCUGUUCCUGAUGUGGAAAACCCACAAAUAUUCCCUGCUGUUCCUGAUGUGGAAAACCCACCGACGUUCCCUGCUGUUCCUGAUGAGGAAAACCCACCGACGUUCCCUGCUGUUCCUGAUGAGGAAAACCCACCGACAUUCCCUGCUGUUCCUGAUGUGGAAAACCCACCGGCGUUCCCUGCUGUUCCUGAUGUGGAAAACCCACCAACGUUCCCUCCUGUUCCUGAUGUGGAAAACCCACCAACGUUCCCUGCUGUUCCUGUUGUGCAAAUCCCACCAAUAUUCCCUGCUGUUCCUGAUGUGGAAAACCCACCAACGUUCCCUCCUGUUCCUGAUGUGGAAAACCCACCAACAUUCCCUGCUGUUCCUGAUGUGGAAAACCCACCACCAUUCCCUGCUGUUCCUGAUGAGGAAAACCCACCGACGUUCCCUGCUGUUCCUGAUGAGGAAAACCCACCGACGUUCCCUGCUGUUCCUGAUGUGGAAAACCCACCGACGUUCCCUGCUGUUCCUGAUGAGGAAAACCCACCAACGUUCCCUGCUGUUCCUGAUGUGGAAAACCCACUGACGUUCCCUGCUGUUCCUGAUGUGGAAAACCCACCAAUGUUCCCUGCUGUUCCUGAUGUGGAAAACCCACCAACGUUCCCUGCUGUUCCUGAUGAGGAAAACCCACCAAUGUUCCCUGCUGUUCCUGAUGUGGAAAAUCCACCAACAUUCCCUGCUGUUCCUGAUGUGGAAAACCCACCAACGUUCCCUGCUGUUCCUGAUGAGGAAAACCCACCGACGUUCUCUGCUGUUCCUGAUGUGGAAAACCCACCAACGUUCCCUGCUGUUCCUGAUGUGGAAAAUCCACCAACAUUCCCUGCUGUUCCUGAUGUGGAAAACCCACCAACGUUCCUUGCUGUUCCUGAUGUGGAAAACCCACAAAUAUUCCCUGCUGUUCCUGAUGUGGAAAACCCACCGACGUUCCCUGCUGUUCCUGAUGAGGAAAACCCACCGACGUUCCCUGCUGUUCCUGAUGAGGAAAACCCACCGACGUUCCCUGCUGUUCCUGAUGUGGAAAACCCACCGACGUUCCCUGCUGUUCCUGAUGUGGAAAACCCACCAACGUUCCCUGCUGUUCCUGAUGUGGAAAACCCACCAACGUUCCCUGCUGUUCCUGAUGUGGAAAACCCACCAACGUUCCCUGCUGUUCCUGAUGUGGAAAACCCACAAAUAUUCCCUGCUGUUCCUGAUGUGGAAAACCCACCGACGUUCCCUGCUGUUCCUGAUGAGGAAAACCCACCGACGUUCCCUGCUGUUCCUGAUGAGGAAAACCCACCGACAUUCCCUGCUGUUCCUGAUGUGGAAAACCCACCGGCGUUCCCUGCUGUUCCUGAUGUGGAAAACCCACCAACGUUCCCUCCUGUUCCUGAUGUGGAAAACCCACCAACGUUCCCUGCUGUUCCUGUUGUGCAAAUCCCACCAAUAUUCCCUGCUGUUCCUGAUGUGGAAAACCCACCAACGUUCCCUCCUGUUCCUGAUGUGGAAAACCCACCAACAUUCCCUGCUGUUCCUGAUGUGGAAAACCCACCGACGUUCCCUGCUGUUCCUGAUGAGGAAAACCCACCGACGUUCCCUGCUGUUCCUGAUGAGGAAAACCCACCGACGUUCCCUGCUGUUCCUGAUGUGGAAAACCCACCGAUGUUCCCUGCUGUUCCUGAUGAGGAAAACCCACCGACGUUCCCUGCUGUUCCUGAUGUGGAAAACCCACCGACGUUCCCUGCUGUUCCUGUUGUGCAAAUCCCACCAAUGUUCCCUGCUGUUCCUGAUGUCUCUUUGGUCUUGUUGCCUUCAGUCUCUUCCAGGGAACCGUCCCUUUAG